Stegodyphus dumicola is the source of this 637-nucleotide messenger RNA. RefSeq names its product histone H1-III pseudogene. The record is from RefSeq and is a predicted model, not a curated record. Lineage: Eukaryota; Metazoa; Arthropoda; Arachnida; Araneae; Eresidae.
AGUUAGUUCGUUCGUUCGGAGGCCUAACAAUGUCAACCGAAGAGACCGUUUCAUCUUCACCUGCUGCUGCUACGCCAAAGAAGGCGAAGAAAUCAGCGAGUAAGAAACCGAAGACGAUACCAUCACAUCCUAAAGUUUCAGCUAUGGUCGUAGAGGCUAUUACGAGUUUGAAAGAACGGGGUGGCUCUUCUCUUCAAGCCAUUAAGAAGCAUAUUGCAUCGCAUCACAAAGUGGAUAUUGACCGUUUGACCCCUUUUAUCAAGAAGUAUCUGAAGAGUGCUGUAGCUGGUGGAAGCCUAGUUCAGACGAAAGGAAAGGGAGCUACUGGUUCAUUCAAAGUUAGUGCAUCUGGCCAUAAAAAUAAGGAGUCAGGAAAACAAGAGAAGAAGCCAAAGAAGGCAGCUGCAUCACCGGCGAAGAAAGCUAAAGCGCCUGCAAAGAAACCAGCUAAAGCAAAAGAGGAGAAGAAAAAGCCUGCUGCCAAAAAAACGAGCGUUAAAAAAGUGAGUAAAGCAAAAAGCCCAAAGAAAGUUGUGAAAGCAACGAAGCCGAAGCCUCCCAAAGCAAAGAAACUUAAAGCAGUUAAAAAAGCCACUCCAAAGAAAGGCAAAAAGUGAAAGGAUGAUGGACUGAAAUA